Molecule: messenger RNA, 933 nt
Organism: Symbiodinium necroappetens
Lineage: Eukaryota; Dinophyceae; Suessiales; Symbiodiniaceae
Source: the annotation of a GenBank genome assembly
AUGAGCCGAGAAGAUCUCAGCGAGCCGGAAGAGACGUCGCCAGUGCCUCGCAAGCGCCGCAAAGAACAAGAAGCUGCUGCGCAGCCCGCGGUCACAGCGGUCCACGAGCCGACCCAGGUGCCAGCACGCACCAUACAUGUGCGAGUGCUUUCGAUAUCCGGCGAAACAUUGCUCACUCUUCCACGAGCCGAUCGCUGCUGGACGGUGAUGAGGUUGAAGGAGCUUGUGGAGGCGGCGCUGCGGCGCCCAAGAUGCACGCAACGCCUCCUUCUGCAGCACGAGGACUUGGAGAAGGAUGCGAACCAAGACUUUCGCAGUUUGGCCGGGCUGCUCCCUGAGGGAGCGGCUGAGCUGGACAUUACUUUGCUCAAGCAGGAGGCUCGUCCCAGCGCGCUCUACGAAGAGGCCAAAGCAGGCAGAGGAGGGAGCUGCUUGGCGCUUCUGCAGCUUGCCGACAACCAGAAGCUCAUAAACCAUGUAGAUGCAGCCUCGCAGCAGAGCGUUCUACACAUCGCAGCAGCAAUGAGACUGGGAGCCGCUUGCCUUGGCAUCGCUGCAUGCCCGGAAUUCGAGCACGUCAACCUGAUCGACAGGCGCAGGAACUGGACCGCCCUGCAUUGGGCCGUCUUUUCAAACAUGCCGGAUGUUUGUACGGCAAUCCUAUCUCGGAAAGACUUCCGACAAGGUGGCCAUAGAGACGACAGUGGCGAGACGGCCUUGGAUCGGGCAAUAGAAGCAGGAUAUCGCGAAUGCAUCUUUGCCAUGGUGCCUCUUCUCAGCACAAAGGAUUUGCUGAGUUCACCACUUCCGAUGCCUGUAUUGAUCAAUCCGGAGGAUCGCGGACGCAUCCAUCUGGUUGCUCAUGGGGACAAAGACAUUGCUGAAGCGAUCCAAGAGACCUUGGCAAAGCGAAAGCAGUCAGAAGGCUGGUGA